AUGGCUUCUUCAGCUUUAGCGAAUUUCCUAUCUAUUUUCACACCAUUAAAAGCUCCAACACAACCGUCCAAAGCUCCACCGUCGCACCUCUCUCUCUCCAACGAUUCCUCAUCGAAGCACAAAGAUGCGUUUGCCCCAUUGGUCAUCGUGGAGGACAACGAGCCGGAGGAGAAGCUACUAGGACGAUUCCGUAGAGAGGUUAUGAAGGCUGGCGUCAUCCAGGAAUGUAAGCGUCGCAGGUACUUCGAGAACAAACAAGAAGAGAAAAAACGCAAGACUCGCGAGGCUGCAAAGCGCAAUCGGCGCAGACGCACGCCUUUUAGAAACCCAAACGAUGAUAAGGUGGAAAGUGUGAACAAGAAGAGGGAAGAUGACGAUGAUAACUGGGACAUGCCUAGUGAUAGCCCUCUAAAUUAAGUUGCUCCUAUAAUGUUAUGUAUGUAACUUGUACGGCAGUAUUUGUGUAGAAAUUGAUGUUCAUGGAUCGUGUUAUUUUUGAUUUAGCGUGUAUGAGAAAAUGCUAAACACAUGUUUUGUUAAAUGUUACAAGAGACUAAUCAUAUUUGUUUUAUACAUG
This is a messenger RNA of Lactuca virosa, 577 nucleotides long. The record is from the annotation of a GenBank genome assembly. NCBI's taxonomy places the organism in Eukaryota, Viridiplantae, Streptophyta, Magnoliopsida, Asterales, Asteraceae.